AUGGAUUGGCACACGCUUCUCAACAUCGCCAAUGUUGCAUCUGUAGACACUGAAACGAUCAAGAGGCAAUACAAGAGGAUGUCUCUCAAGGUUCACCCCGACAAGAAUAGCUCUAUUGUUGCUGAGGGCGUCUUCAAGCAUAUCCCCAAAGCGUGGAGCGUCUUAUCCCAACCCACCGAGAGGCAUGAGUAUGGUAUUCGAUCGGGUGCCUAUGCCCAUGCACGUUCAACUCUAUUUGUGCCUUUGCUCAACCUGUGGCGUACUAAACCAAGUGCCGGGAUUGUGGUUUCAGAGGCUGAGGCUUCUGGUUCUAAUUUUCCGACGACGACAACGAGUGCAGCUACCAUGGCAGAGAUCAAGCCGUGCCCUAGUUGCAGGAAGUCAGUGAGUCAUGAAGAGGGCAACGGGUUCUUCUCUAUUGAGUGUCCGCACCAGAAUUGUGGCGGCAGAGAUCAGCUACUCGCUAUCCGCCAGACACAAGCGUUGCCCGGUUUAUGA
Nelumbo nucifera (sacred lotus) is the source of this 498-nucleotide messenger RNA. RefSeq lists its product as uncharacterized. The record is from RefSeq and is a predicted model, not a curated record. NCBI's taxonomy places the organism in Eukaryota, Viridiplantae, Streptophyta, Magnoliopsida, Proteales, Nelumbonaceae.